GUAGGAGGUGAGAAUUUCUCCCCAAAUAGUUUGUAGAGGUUCUACUGCUAUGGCGCUAUUUUCCUCCCUGACACCUGUGUUUCUAGCGGUUUUGUGCGGUGUGGUCGUUGUAUUUUUUAUCAGAAGCUUUCAGAAAAAAGACAGGAAAUCAAACGCCGUCGUCUCCAAAUCCACGGCGAAAUCAAGACCGUGGGUAGACGAAGAUCUGCAAGACACAGAAUUAAACUCCAGAGAUGAAGAAGAAGAAAGCGAGUGGGCGGCCGGCGAGGAGGAUGUGCCCCACGUGCCCUACGCGCCCGCGCGGUAUGCCGGCGACGUCAUGCUGAACCGCGCGCGGGAGUUCUACGCCCUGAUGAACGGGAGGCGGUCCGUCCGGUUCAUCAGCCCCGAACCCGUGCCUCGCGAGGUCAUCGACUACGUCAUCCGGACCGCAGGCACGUCCCCCAGCGGGGCUCACACGGAGCCCUGGACCUUUGUGGUCGUGGGCGACGCCGAGGUGAAGCACAAGAUCCGUGAGAUUGUGGAGGAAGAGGAGGAGAUCAACUACAGACAGAGGAUGGGAGACAAGUGGGUCAGUGACCUUCGCAGAAUGAGGACUACCUGGGUGAAGGAGUACCUGGACGUCGCUCCGUACCUCAUUCUGGUCUUCAAGCAGACCCACGGGAUCCGCAGCGACGGCCGAAAGAAGACCCACUACUACAGCGAGAUCAGCGUGUCCGUAGCCUGCGGGAUCCUGCUGGCCGCCCUCAAUAACGUCGGCCUGGUAACCGUGACGUCCACGCCCCUGAACUGCGGCCCCCACCUCAGGCUCCUCCUCCGCCGGCCGGCCAAUGAGAAGCUCCUGAUGCUCCUGCCCGUCGGGUUUCCCGCCAGAGAUGCCACCGUCCCCGACCUGACCCGGAAGAGCCUGGAUGACAUCAUGGUGUACCUGUGACUCUGACCCUGAUGACAUCAUGGUGUUCCUGUGACCCUGACCCUGAUGACAUCAUGGUGUUCCUGUGACCCUGACCCUGAUGACAUCAUGGUGUUCCUGUGACCCUGACCCUGAUGACAUCAUGGUGUACCUGUGACCCUGACCCUGAUGACAUCAUGGUGUUCCUCUGACCCUGACCCUGAUGACAUCAUGGUGUUCCUGUGACCCUGACCCUGAUGACAUCAUGGUGUGCCUGUGACCCUGAUGACAUCAUGGUGUUCCUGUGACCCUGACCCUGAUGACAUCAUGGUGUUCCUGUGACCCUGACCCAGAUGACAUCAUGGUGUUCCUGUGACC
This is a messenger RNA of Conger conger (European conger), 1270 nucleotides long. It is a transcript of the gene iyd, whose product is annotated as iodotyrosine deiodinase. The coding region runs from base 50 to 934 and encodes 294 amino acids. The record is from RefSeq and is a predicted model, not a curated record. Lineage: Eukaryota; Metazoa; Chordata; Actinopteri; Anguilliformes; Congridae. The transcript is spliced from 6 exons. Gene Ontology annotation, molecular function: oxidoreductase activity.